AUGCUUCAGCUAGCAAACAUUCUCCACACCCAAGGUUUCAAAAUAACCAUCAUACACACCGAGUACAACGCCCCCACUCAUUCAAACUAUCCUCACUUCACCUUCAACUCCAUCUCCGAUCGAUUUCAUGAGAUCGAACACCAGUUGCCGACGAUCCCGGCACCGGAUCCCGGUCAUUUCCUCAAUUACCUUAAUAGAAGCUGUGUAGAUCCGUUUACGGAUUGUCUCACUGGGUUGUUGGCUGAAUCCAAUAAAGGGUCGAUCGCUUGUCUUAUCACAGACGCCGGAUUCUACUUCACACAGGCGGUGGCGGACACACUGAAACUCCCUCGGAUGGUGCUGCGAACAGGCAGUUUAUCUUGCACCACUGCUUAUGGCGUUUUACCCGUUUUCUCUAAAUCCAAAAAUAUUUGCUUUAAUUUUACAAAAGAAGAUUUAGAUUAUGAAGCAACGGUGCCGGAAUUUCCGCUUCUGAAAGUCAAAGACGUCAUGAAAAUGACAAUCAAUCCAAAAAGUUAUGGCGACUUCCUCACCAACAUGCUUAAACAGAUGAAAUCAUCGUCAGGGAUCAUUUGGAACACCUUCAAAGAACUUGAAGAACCUUCUCUAAAAACCAUCUGCCAAGAGUUUCCAUGUCCUAGCUUCACUAUAGGCCCAUUAAACAAGUACUUCUCAUCAUCCUCCAGCAGUUUGAUCGAGCAAGACAAGACAAUUCUCUCAUGGCUAGACACCCAAGCUCCCAAGUCUGUGAUAUACGUAAGUUUUGGAAGUGCUGCGCAGAUUACCAUGUCGGAAUUUCAAGAAGUGGCUCAUGGGUUGGUGAAUAUUGGUUUACCGUUUUUGUGGGUGGUUCGACCAAGGGUGGUUCGUGGUUCAGAAUGGCUCGAGUCUUUGCCUGAAAGGUUCCAAAAAGAAGUGGGUGAUAGGGGACAUAUCGUGAAAUGGUGUCCUCAACAAGACGUGUUAGCUCAUCCAGCAACGGGGUGUUUUUGGACUCAUAAUGGAUGGAAUUCAACAUUGGAGAGCAUAUGCGAAGGUGUUCCUAUGGUUUGUUCGCCUUGUUUUACUGAUCAACCAAUAAAUGCAAGAUAUGUGAGCGAUGUUUGGAAGAUUGGUGUUUUGUUGGAGGAUGGGUUUGAGAGGAAGGGCAUCCAGAUGGCACUUAGAAGAGUAAUGAUGGAUAAAGAAGGAGAAGAAAUGCGUGAAAGGAUAAGUUGUCUCAAGGAGAAGGUAAACCUCUCUCUCAAAAAAGGCGGAUCUUCUCAUCAGUCAUUAAAGAGCUUGGUUGAUUAUAUUUCAUUGCUGUAA
Molecule: messenger RNA, 1308 nt
Organism: Lactuca virosa
Lineage: Eukaryota; Viridiplantae; Streptophyta; Magnoliopsida; Asterales; Asteraceae
Source: the annotation of a GenBank genome assembly